AUGUGGCUUCUCGAUACAACCACCUACGAACCGCGCAUGUUCAUCAUCGGCAGUACUGUGCCCCCCUACGCCAUCCUCUCCCAUACUUGGGGAUCCGAUGAGGUGACCUUCCAAGACAUCCAAAACCUGCCCCUGGCAUCCAAGAAAGCCGGCUUCAUCAAAAUUCAGGGAUGCUGCACUCAAGCACUGCGUCACAACAUUGGAUGGGCCUGGAUCGACUCCUGCUGCAUAGACAAAACCUCCUCCGCAGAGCUGUCCGAAGCCAUCAACUCCAUGUACACCUACUACCUCCUCGCCCGUGUCUGCUUUGUCUACCUCGCCGACGUACCGCCCCUAUCCUCGUCCCCUCCCAUGGACCGGCUCUCAUCACUCGCUUCUUCCAAGUGGUUCACCCGCGGUUGGACACUCCAGGAGCUCAUCGCGCCCCGGCGGACAAUCUUCUACACCUCGGACUGGUCCCGUCUCGGAACCAAAGGUGCCCAUACCGAUGAACGCCCCUUCAUCCAGGCCCUCUCCUCCAUCACAGGAAUCUUUGAAUCUGUCCUCGCCAAAACUCGCCACCCGCGCGACUAUUCCGUCGCAGAACGCAUGUCCUGGGCAGCAAAUCGCCAGACUACCCGCGCAGAAGACCUAGCCUACUGCCUCAUGGGCCUCUUCGGCGUCAAUAUCCCCGUGUUGUACGGCGAAGGGCUCAAGCACGCGUUCCAACGUCUCCAACACGAGAUCAUACGGGCAUCUCCCGACGAAACUAUCUUCGCGUGGAGGGCGGAUCCGCAGCAGCAGCUUGUGGACCCGUACACGGGCGAACGCCGAUCCAGAACUAUGACGUCGGGCUUGCUCGCCGACUCGCCCGCCGAUUUUGCCCACUCACACGACGUCCACCAGCGCGCGUUGCUCCCGCCGUCUCCGUUUCGGGAGUUCAGCAUGACCAACAUGGGCCUCUGCAUCACUGCCAACCUUGUGCGUUUGACGCCUGCUACAGGCGGCGGGCCCCGUGGCAGUCCGGCUCCACAGACCGUGUUUGUGGUGCCUAUCGGUGCGAGCGGCCGGUCGAACGAAACCUCGCCGCGUACCCGGGUUGGAUUGUAUUUGGAGCCGGUGCUCGUAGCGGCGAGUCGCGCAGGACACAAGACUUCGUACUUUCGCCGUAUCAUGUGCGAUAAGUUUUGUUUUGCGUCGACUGGCGAGUUUCCGCAGGGCGAGCUUGCCAAUAUUUACAUUCUCGAAGACGAUCAGUUCGCCGAGAUGCAAUUCGCGGAUAGGCCUCCUACUCCAAGACCAGGCUCAGCGUCAGGAUCUGGCUCGGAUGGGGGAGGAGGAAAUUGGUCGCCGUCGAUUGGGGCUAGGUUAUCGCUCUCGCCCAGUCCGUCUCCCAGGCCUUUUCCAGAGAGUAUUCUCUAA
This is a messenger RNA of Colletotrichum tamarilloi, 1401 nucleotides long. Its product is annotated as heterokaryon incompatibility protein. NCBI's taxonomy places the organism in Eukaryota, Fungi, Ascomycota, Sordariomycetes, Glomerellales, Glomerellaceae. The record is from RefSeq and is a predicted model, not a curated record. The transcript has a single exon. The coding region runs from base 1 to 1401 and encodes 466 amino acids.